Mandrillus leucophaeus (drill) is the source of this 2442-nucleotide messenger RNA. It is a transcript of the gene TTC22, whose product is annotated as tetratricopeptide repeat domain 22. NCBI's taxonomy places the organism in Eukaryota, Metazoa, Chordata, Mammalia, Primates, Cercopithecidae. Gene Ontology annotation, molecular function: protein binding. Bases 569 to 2278 code for a protein of 569 amino acids. The record is from RefSeq and is a predicted model, not a curated record. The transcript is spliced from 7 exons.
ACUGAGGACCUGCGGACAGGAUGCGACAGCGGCAGGAGUGAGGGUGGCUGCCGCAGCUAGACUGGCCAGUCCUGACUCAGCUCAAGCAGACAGGGCGGAGGAGCGCCCCUGGAGGAAGGGCCCGGCCUUCAGCAACCUGGGGUUCCAGGCCUACCUACUUGGGUACGCCCAGUUCUGUGAUCUGGGCAAGUUCUGUUCCUCCUCUGAGUCUCAGUUUUCUCCUCUGAGCCUCAGUUUCCUCCCUGCUUAGCAGAGAAAAACACGCCUUUUGCUUUGCACCGAAGUUUGCACGCCUUGUAUUUGACAAUGCCUUGUUUUUCUGGCACACCUGGUUGUGCAAUGUCAGCGUCUAGAAGCAGCUGAGCAGCGAAAGCGGAAACACCCACAGGGCACUCCUCGGGCCCACCCACCUGCGGGAGGCGCCCUGAGACCGAGACGCUGCCGGGCCCGGGGCCUCUGCCGGCUGCCCUUCGCCUCCCGCACGGCGCUCGCUCGGGGGACGCCCCCAUCCACUGCCCUCCGCAGCCUCAGGCACAAGGGCAAGGCCAGGGAAGCAGAGGGGGCAGCCAUGGCGGAGCCGGAGGCUGUGGCCGAUGACCUAGACGCCCUCAUCGACGACCUGGACUACCUGCCGGGCCACUUUCACCUGGAGAUGCAGUUGAACUUCGAGCCGCACUCGCCGGCCCCGCAGCGCGCCCGGGACAUGAAGCUGCAGCGGGAGGGUCUGCGGCAGGAGCUCGAGCUGGCGGCCGCCCCGCAGCGCCCCGCCGUGCGUCACCUCCUGGGCGCUUUCGCAUUCUACCUGGAGGAGCUGGACGAGGCCCGCGAGUGCUUCCUCGAGGUGACCCGCGAGCACCCGGGCAACCUCAACGCCUGGGCCAAUCUGGCACACGUGUACGGGCGGCUGGGCCAGGAGGAAGAGGAGGAGGCGUGCGCCGCGCGGCUGGCCGGCCUCAUGGGCCUGGCGGAGGAGCCCGAAGCCGCCGGGGAUCCCCAGCUCCGCGCCGCUCGCUGCCUGGCCGAGCAGGGCUACGCGCACGGCUUCGACGUGGGCUGCGCCAGCCCAGAGGAGCGUGCGCGGGGUCUGGCGGCAGGCAUCGCGCUCUACGACAAGGCGCUGGGCUACGGGCAGCAGAUCCCGACGGAGGAGAAAAGGGGCUGGUAUUUCACCAUGGCAACACUCUACAUCAGGCUAGAUGGUAUCUUCCUGGAGCUGGGCAGUGAGGAGCAGAAGAGGCUGCCCGCCUUCAACCGCACGUUGGCUCUGCUCCGGCAAGUGCUCAAGUCUGAGGACCCCCGCCACCAAGCCCUGGCCUGGUGCUACCUCGGGAUGCUGCUGGAGCGGAAUGACACCUUCUCCACCACCCCCAUGGGCGUCCAUGACUGCGGGUACUCGGGGACCGACCCUCUGGACUGCUUCGGCAAGGCCAUUGAGAUCGCCAAGAACCAGCCUCCCAUCCUGAAUCGCCUGGCCAAAAUCUUCUACUUCCUAGGAAAGCAGGAUAUGGCCAUUGGAACUUGUAACAUGGCCCUGGAUGUCCUACAAGAUCCAGAGCUCAACUGGCAGGCGUACUGCACAAGGGCCAAGAUCCACAUCAGAGCCUACCUGCACGACCUGGAGCGGGCCAAGAUGGGUCUCGGGGGCAUGCCUGACAGGAACCACCUGGCCUGUGCCAAGGCUGACCUAGAGGAAGUGGUCAGGGUGUGCCCAGGCUUCAAGGCGUACCUGGACAUCAGCCAGGUCUACUACUACAUGGGCGUGGACGCAGUGCAGGAGCUGCUGGCGGUGGACGAGGCGGCGCUGAACCAGGCGCUGGUGUUCCUGGCCAAGGCGGGCGAGUCGGAGCUGGGUGCCACACUGCCCGAGCUGCAGCUGCUGCGCGGCAAGUGCCUGCGCAUCAAGGGCGAGGACGCCAACGCGGCGGCCUGCUUCAAGCGCGCGGUGGAGCUGGACGACGCGGGCUCCAGCCACACCGAGGGCUUCGGCUGCCUGCUCGAGGCGCUGCUGGCGCAGUGGAGCCAGGCACAGCUGAGCGACGGCGAGCUGGGCCGCGAGGUGGACGCCUGGCUACGCCGCGCCCAGGACAAGUACCCUGCGGCGCGCCUGCGCCAGGAGCUGCAGCGCGUGUGGCGCGGGCACACGGACGAGGUGCUGGGUCUGGCCCGGGCCCUGGUGGCCCAGGGACGGCUGGCGCUGGUGCGGCUGCUCUUUGAGACUAUGGAGCGCGAGGGCGAGGGCGCCAGUGCGCCGCGGGACCGCCGGGCUGUCUCCUUUUAGGAUGCGGGUGCCCAGGCCGGAGGCUCUCGGACACCCUGCCCAGGCCCCGCCCAGCUGGUGGGACCAGGUCUGGACGGACCCCCUGCCUUAGGCUGGCCUGGGAGCGGAGCCAGUUCGAUUCUCUGUCGGGAAUUGUGAAUGGGGAUGUUGCGACACCCGGGCGG